GCAAAAUUCUCUCAGAAACAGGAUUACCACGACAGUCCGGAUCGUUCCCAGUAUUCGACAAGGGUUCCGCCUCUUUAGCCCCAAAAAUUGCUCAACAGCGAGCUCAAAUUCGACAUGUCCGCCUUCCCCAAAGUCUACACCGUCAACGGCCCCUCCUCCACCUCCGCUUCUGCCCUCCCCUCCUGGCUUGCCGUCAAAUCCAAGCCUACCGGCAAGCACAAGAAGCGCACAAAAACCCAGCACACUGUCGGCGACCUUGAGCUCAUCCAAGACUUUAAAUUCCCCGGCCAGGCGAUCAAGAUCAAGACGACCGAAGAUGGGUUGCAUGCGAUUGCGACGGGGACAUACAAGCCCAUGAUGAAGGUGUGGGAUCUGGAAGCUUUGACUGUCAAGUUUGAGAGGGUUACGGAUGCGGAGAAUGUGGAUUUUGUGGUGAGUUGCAUGCCUCUUGAGGCAGACUGAUAGUGACACGGCGUAGAUUCUGUCACAAGACUGGACAAAGAGUUUGCAUCUCCAAAGAGAUCGUUCCCUGCAACUACACACCCAGAUGGGACUCCACCACACUGUCCGCCUACCCAUCUAUGGCCGUGCCCUCGGCUACCACUCCCCCUCCGCCGACGCCAUCAUCGGUGCCACCGGCAACGAAGUCUUCCGCUUCAACCUCGAAGAAGGCCGAUACAUGACUCCUCUGAGAAUAGCGCAAAACUGGGGUGACGGAAACGAGGAUGAUGUGGAAGGUGUGAAUGUUGUCGAUGUAAACCCGAGACAUGGUCUCUGGAGUUUUGGACUGGAUGGAGGAGGAGGUGUCGUCGAGUUUUGGGAUCCUCGAUCCCGCUCUGCGCUUACCCGCCUUGUCCUCCCAGCUCAAGACCUCCUCCCCGCACAAUCACACGACCCCAACGCCUACAUCCCCGCUCCAUACCAAAAACUCUCCGUCUCCGCCCUCGCCUCCCACCCCACAGACGGUCUCUCCUUUGCCGUCGGUACCUCCACCGGCCACACUUUGCUAUACGACCUCCGAAGCCCCACGCCCUUUGCUGUCAAGGACCAGGGUUACAGCGAGCCCAUCCGUAAAGUUGACUGGCUCCGAGGCGGCGGUGCGCACGAAGACGGCGGCCGCGUCGUCAGCUCCGACAGCAAAGUCAUCAAAAUCUGGGACAAGAACGCUCCCGCAGACAACCAACUCUCUCUCCACCCCCCUGCGUCCAUGGUGGACCUGCACCCCGUCCCGCAGUCGGGUCUGAUGUUUGUAGCGUGCGAUGCGCCGCAGCUGUCGUCUUACUACAUCCCUGAUCUUGGGCCGGCGCCAAAGUGGGCGAGUUUCUUGGAUUCUGUUACGGAGGAGCUUGGGGAUGACUUUACGGGUGGGGCGGGGAAGAGUGCUUAUGCGGAUUACAAGUUUAUCGACAAGCACGAACUCGAGACCCUCGGACUCACCCACCUCAUCGGUACCCCCGCGCUCAAGCCAUACAUGCACGGCUACUUCCUCUCCCUCAAACUUUACACCACCGCCCGACUUAUCGCCAACCCGCAGUCGUACGACGAGCACCGCGACAGGAUCGUCAACGAAAAGCUCAAGGCGAAGAGCGAGUCGCGUAUCAGGGCGAGGAAGGAGCAGCCCAAGGUCAACAAGGCGUUGGCGGAGAGGAUCAGGAAGGUGGAGGAGAGGGAGAAGGCUGUGGAGAAGAAGAGGAGGGAGAGGAGGGAAGCGAGGGGGUUGGCUGAGGGAGAGGCAGAGGCAGAAGAGGAAGAAGAGGAGGAGGAAGAGGUUGAAGGAGAAGAAAAGGCGCCAGGUGCGGCUGGCCUGUUGUCUGAUCCUCGAUUCAAGGAAUUGUGGGACAACCCCGACUUUGAAGUGGAUGAGGAGAGUCGAGAGUUUGCUCUCAUCAACCCCGCCACUGCCAACAACAAUGCCAAGCGAGCCAAGACUGCUGUUGAGGAUGAAGAAGAAGAGAGCGACAAGUUCUCAUCAGACUUGGAAGAUGAUGAGGAGAGUGAGGAAGGGUCUGAGCCUGAGCCUGAGGAAGCGGGAAGCGACAGUGAAGAAAGUGACGACGGCAACUUGCUGUACGACCCCCGCACAGUCAAAGCCGCCGAGCGCCGCCCCAUGCCCCGUCACAAACCCACCCUCGUCUCCGGCGACGUCCAAUCCUCCACCCUUCCCACGUUCGGCCAACGCCUCCACUCCCAAGCUUCCAAAUCUUCCAAAUCCUCUGCCCCGGCACACGACCCCUCUAUCCUUGCUAUGCGCAAGGCGGCGGACGGUGGUAUGGAAAUGUCCUUCAUUCCUUCUUCCAACUCUAGAAGCAGGAAGGGCGGAGAUGAGGAUGGAGAUGAUCAGGAUGAGUACUCUGGAGGGACGAGGAGGAAGGAUAGGGUGGAGAGGUUUGGUGCGGGGAUGGAGAAGGGUGGGAGGGAGGAUGAAGAGUUUGAAGACAGGGGAGGAAGGACACAGAGGAGGAGACCGGAUAGGAGUGCUUCGAAGAAUGCUUUCAGGCGAAAGUAG
Molecule: messenger RNA, 2506 nt
Organism: Cryptococcus amylolentus CBS 6039
Lineage: Eukaryota; Fungi; Basidiomycota; Tremellomycetes; Tremellales; Cryptococcaceae
Exons: 4
Coding region: 548-2506 (652 amino acids)
Biological process (GO): maturation of SSU-rRNA from tricistronic rRNA transcript (SSU-rRNA, 5.8S rRNA, LSU-rRNA)
Cellular component (GO): small-subunit processome; nucleus; nucleolus
Molecular function (GO): protein binding
Source: RefSeq, a predicted model, not a curated record